AUAAUCACUCUCGCUGGUUAUCUCCUCCGUCGCAUCAGCUGCAUCGCAACCACUGCUGAAGGUGAUUCUUAACUUAAUCUGAGGAAAUCAUGCCUAAGGUGAAGACAAACAGGGUAACUUACCCAGAGGGUUGGGAACUGAUUGAACCAACGCUACGUGAACUACAAGCAAAGAUGAGAGAAGCUGAGAAUGAUCCUGAUGAUGGUAAAAGAAAAUGUGAAGGACUGUGGCCUAUUUUUAAAAUAGCUCAUCAGAAAAGUCGCUAUGUUUUUGACCUUUAUCACAAGAGGAAGGAAAUUUCGAAGGACUUGUAUGAAUUCUGCUUGGAGCAGGGUUAUGCAGAUCGUAAUUUAAUUGCAAAGUGGAAAAAGCCUGGUUAUGAAAGGCUCUGCUGUUUAAGGUGCAUGCAGCCUCGGGAUCAUAACUACCAAACUACAUGUGUGUGCCGAGUCCCCAAGCAUUUGCGGGAGGAGAAGGUUAUCGAGUGUGUACAUUGUGGUUGUACAGGUUGUGCGAGUGGAGACUGAGUAGUUCUCUGGCAAAGCCAAACCAAGUAAGCUGACGUAACAGAGGUUUAAGAUCUCUAUUAAGGGGUGUAGGCUUUACCUGCUCUUAUGAAUUGAUAUGGUAUACUCUUUUCCAGCUAAUGGACCAUCGAAAACUUCCAAAUUUCUAUCUGACCUUGAUGUGUAAUCUGCUAGAACAAUUAUUGCUCUACUGUUACAAGAUAACUUUUGCAACGAUGUUAAUGGGAAUGGUUUUGUUGGUAUGAUUAAAACUUAA
This is a messenger RNA of Olea europaea var. sylvestris, 783 nucleotides long. Its product is annotated as protein BUD31 homolog 2-like. Lineage: Eukaryota; Viridiplantae; Streptophyta; Magnoliopsida; Lamiales; Oleaceae. Bases 90 to 527 code for a protein of 145 amino acids. The transcript has 4 exons. Gene Ontology annotation, biological process: mRNA splicing, via spliceosome. The record is from RefSeq and is a predicted model, not a curated record. Gene Ontology annotation, cellular component: spliceosomal complex; nucleus.